Molecule: messenger RNA, 2372 nt
Organism: Hypanus sabinus (Atlantic stingray)
Lineage: Eukaryota; Metazoa; Chordata; Chondrichthyes; Myliobatiformes; Dasyatidae
Gene: ctnnbl1
Product: catenin, beta like 1
Exons: 16
Coding region: 110-1783 (557 amino acids)
Cellular component (GO): spliceosomal complex
Source: RefSeq, a predicted model, not a curated record
UGGCGCGUACGGCAGUGUGUCCCCGGCGCAGGUCUGACAUACGGUAGUGAGGCAGGGCAGCUCCAGCUCGCAGUAACUUUGACUCGCGGCGGCGGAGGACGGCGCGGACAUGGAUGUUGGGGAGUUACUCAGCUAUCAGCCUGACAGAGGUGCAAAACGUCCCCGUGGUGUUGAUGAAGAUGAUGAAGAUUUAAAAACAUCGCACAAGCACGGCUCGGGUAAAAGAAGUUAUGAAGAGAGUGGAAAUAUGGUUGAUGAUGAGGAAGAAGUAGGCAAGAAGAAAAUACUUGAUUUAAUGGAAAAUGAUGAGGCUGAACCUUUGGAUGAAAGCUCAGUGAAGAAGAUGAUCCUGACAUUUGAAAAAAGGGCCUAUAAAAAUCAGGAGCUCCGUAUCAAGUUCCCAGAGAACCCAGAGAAGUUCAUGGAGUCGGAGUUGGAUUUAAAUGAUAUAAUACAGGAGAUGCAUGUGAUUGCCACUAUGCCAGACCUGUAUCACUUACUUGUGGAACUCAAUGCUGUUCAGUCCCUGAUUGGUCUUCUUGGCCAUGAAAAUACUGAUGUUUCCAUUGCGGUGGUUGACUUGCUGCAGGAGCUUACAGAUAUAGACACCCUGCAUGAGAGUGAAGAAGGAGCAGAGGUUCUCAUAGAUGCUUUGUUGGAAGGACAAGUGGUGGCACUGCUGGUUCAGAACCUGGAACGAUUGGAUGAGACAGUGAAGGAAGAAGCAGAUGGCGUUCACAAUACAUUAGCUAUUAUAGAGAACUUAGCUGAAUUUCGCCCUGAAAUGUGCACUGAAGCAGCUCAACAAGGUCUUCUGCAGUGGAUGCUGAAGCGAAUAAAGGCCAAGAUACCUUUUGACGCCAACAAGCUCUACUGCAGUGAAAUUCUUGCCAUCUUGCUUCAGAAUAAUGAUGUCACCAGGGAACUACUCGGUGAUCAGGAAGGGAUUGAUGUACUUUUGCAACAACUAUCGUUAUUCAAACGUCAUAAUCCCAGUACAAACGAGGAGCUUGAGAUGAUGGAGAACCUGUUCGAUAGUCUUUGCUCGUGCUUGAUGUUGAGCUCCAAUAGGGAUCGUUUCCUGAAGGGGGAAGGGCUCCAGCUUAUGAACUUAAUGCUCAGGGAAAAGAAGAUGUCUCGCGCCAGUGCUUUAAAGGUGUUGGACCAUGCUGUGAUCGGCCCUGAAGGGUCCGAUAACUGUCACAAGUUUGUAGAUAUCCUUGGACUGAGGACAAUAUUUCCCCUUUUUAUGAAAACACCAAAAAAAAUGAAGAAAGCUGGAAUGACAGAAAAAGAACAUGAAGAGCACGUUUGUUCGAUUCUUUCUUCCAUGCUUCGAAACUUAAAAGGUCAACAGCGAACACGACUGCUUAACAAAUUCACAGAAAAUGACUGUGAAAAGGUCGAUCGACUGAUGGAGCUGCAUUUUAAGUAUCUGGAAGCUGUGCAGAUAGCUGACAAAAAGAUUGAAGGAGAAAAACAUGAUAUGGUCCGUCAAGGGGAAAUAAUUGAUGACGAUAUGGAAGAUGAAUUUUACCUGAGGCGUUUGGAUGCUGGCCUCUUCGUCCUUCAGUUAGUUUGUUACAUUAUGGUGGAGACCUGCAGUGCUGGAAUCCCUCAGAUAAAGCAGCGUGUGCACCAGAUUCUGAAUAUGCGAGGUGGUUCGACCAAAGUGGUUCGACAUAUCUUGAGAGAGCAUGCUGAAAAUAUUGGUGAUGGGAAGAAUGAUGAUUUUAAAGAGGGUGAACAGAAAAGAAUCCUCAGCCUCCUUGAAAAUUUCUGAGUUGAGAGAGUAUCAUUAAGGUCUGCAGCUGCUAGAGAUGCUUGAAGAGAUGCUGUCUUAGCCUUCAGUCUGAAGUGGUCCAGUGCACGCUCUGAUCUGCAUUGUAAUUUGAACAUUUACGGUGGAAUUGAUUUGAACAGACUUGUGAGAGAAGCCAUUUCCCAAUAAGGAUGAUGCUGAUGAAGCAGCAUGUUAUUUCAUUGACUAAAGAUCACCAUACGUGAUGAUAAUUACAAUUAAAUGACACUCAGCUGUAUUUUUGAAGUUGCAAGCCCCUCUGACCUGCUUCAAAUACUUGUCAUUACCAAAACCAAAUUAAUUUUAUCCAAGUAUUGUCCAAUGUUGUAGAAUAUAUAAUAAGACAAAUGCAAUUUGUAGAAAGCAGUUGGCAUUUAUUCACAAACAAGUCUCCUGGGUACUAAUUGAAAAUGUGUCUGGUUUGCAUCUUUAAAUAUGUUGGCUGUGAUGUACAUCUGCUUGUUCUACUUUCCACCUCCAAAGCAGGUAAAUUUUCAAAGCUGCAGUUCCAUCUUGCAUUUUAGUGAAGUGUAUAUUGGUUGUUUAAAUAUAAAGGUUGUUUUUAUAUUAA